This is a messenger RNA of Cyprinodon tularosa, 5189 nucleotides long. It is a transcript of the gene tut7, whose product is annotated as terminal uridylyl transferase 7. The record is from RefSeq and is a predicted model, not a curated record. NCBI's taxonomy places the organism in Eukaryota, Metazoa, Chordata, Actinopteri, Cyprinodontiformes, Cyprinodontidae. The transcript has 29 exons. The coding region runs from base 107 to 4012 and encodes 1301 amino acids. Gene Ontology annotation, molecular function: RNA uridylyltransferase activity; nucleic acid binding; zinc ion binding.
ACUAGGGGUGCCAGUAGCCCCUUUUGAGAAUCACUGCUCUACGUCAUCUUUCAAACUCAACAGCAGGACAACAUCAACAACCCGAUAAUUAAAGCAAAAUUGAGUCAUGGAAAAUUCAGGCAAACCCCAUAGGACUAAGCAGGGAACAAAGGAGAGGGGAGCUACGGCUGCAGGCAAGGGAGAAAAUUGGAAAAUGCAAGACCAGGUUUGUGGACAUGACUCCAGGUCAGAGGGAGGUCAGCAGGGAAAGAAGAACCAGGGUAGCCCCUACAAGGCAAGCCCCAAGAAGGAGGGACAAGGUACCCAGGGCCCCGUUGGAUUUAGAGGUGGCCAAAGCCCCUCUCAGAGAGACAGCCUCCGGAGGUUCCCCUGCACAGUUAACAGUGAUAUCUGUCAAGAGGAUGAUUGGAGAGGGUAUUCACAGCAGCAGCAGCACUGGAGGAGGAGAGGCCAGGGACAAAGUCCAAACGAGGAUGAAACCUAUUGUAGGAGUGAAAACACCGAUAUCAUCGGCCAUAGAUCUGGAAAAAAACAGAGGAAUAGAAACAAAAAAAGAGCUUUAGUUGAAGAGUACAAGGGCCUUGAAAGUGAGGAGUCCAGAUUCUCAGGUCAGGAGGUCCAAAACAUAUGGCCAGCAGAGAGAAGACUGAAAAGAGAGGGUAUUCACCUCGUAAGAAAGAAUUCCCAUAGCAAUCCUGCUGAGCAUUACACCUGCAGUUUGUGUGAAUGUCUUCUGGAGUCUAUUCCUCGUGCUCUGAAACACAUUGGGGAAAGACGUCACAAGAAGAGGGCUCGGGAGAAACAGGAGCAGCAGAUGCUAACUCAGAUCACGCCUCCAGGUCCAGAGCACAUCAGUGCAGUGACUGAAGCUCUAAAGGCUGUUGUCCAGGAGCAUGGGAUGAAAGACCAGGAUGUUUUGAUAAGAGAGGAGGUUGUCCUCACCAUGCAAGGACUUCUGCUGUCUGUCCUGCCAGAAAUAAAGCUCAGGCUGUAUGGCUCAUCUUGCACAAAGUUUGGAUUUAAGGAUUCUGAUGUCAACAUUGACGUUCAGUACCCCCCUCAUAUGCGUCAGCCAGAUGUCUUGAUGAAGGUAAAGGAGAUCCUAAGUGUGAGCUAUCUUUUUCUUGACGUGGAAGCUGACUUUCAUACCAUUGUGCCUGUGGUCAUCUGUAAAGAAAGAAAGAGUGGUUUAAUCUGCAAAGUGAGUGCUGGGAAUGAAAAUGCUUUUCAGACAUCCUCCUACCUGUCUGCCCUUGGAAAGAUGAACCAUCUCCUCCUCCCUCUGGUUUUGGGCCUCAGACGCUGGGCACAGCUCUGUGAAAUUGACCGUCCAGAGGAAGGGGGGUUGCCUCCACAUGUGUUUGCCCUCAUGGUCAUCUUCUACUUACAGAAGCGUAGAGAGCCUCUCUUGCCUACGUAUCUGAACCAGGGGGUGAAACUUUUUUCACUUAGUCGGCUGUCCGACUUCAAUCUCACACAUACUGACGAAGAGUACAUGCACUGGACCUUCUGCCCUCCCUCCAGAGAAUCCUCUCAGCCUGCAGAGAGCGCCACUAUAAAAGGAAAGGUGCCGCUGGUGUUUCAGAGCACCCGUCCAGCGGUGGAAGUUGGACUCCUCUGGAUAGAAAUGCUUCGCUUCUACUCGCUGGAGUUUAUCAUGGCUGACAACGUGAUCAGUGUUAGAACCGCCGCUGUCCUUUCUCGAGAGAUGAAAGACUGGCCAAAGAAGCGCAUCGCUAUCGAGGACCCGUUUGCUGUUAAAAGAAACGUGGCCCGGACUGUGAACAGCCAGCAAAUGUUUGACUACAUCCUUCAUUGCCUCAAGACCACGUAUAAAUACUUUGCUCUUCCGCUCAAUAAGUCUGCUGCUAACCACAGAGCAGGGGAAGCCAAGCCUGGCCAUGUCUUGGGAGCCGGCACUGAGGCUUUAAGCGGCCUCUCUGGGUUCAGUCAGCUCUCCCUUCAGUCCCAGCAUGCCAUUCAAACUCAAGCUGCACAAGAUGGCCCUGAUGACUCUGACUGCAUCAUUGAAGAAGAGGAGGAAUGCAGUGACUCUGAUGAAGAGAGAAGGAAGGAAAAGGAAGACCUUAGCAAAAUGCAUUUGUCAGAAGACGAGGAGGAUGAGGAUCUAGAUGUUGAUCUUCAGGGGCGUGAUCGACAGCACCUGGACAGCUUUACAACAGAGGAGGAAGACAUUUUCCCAAUCGAUGAUAUCUCAGGUGAAGAACUGCUGUCUGAUGAGGAACCACCAGAUUUGGACACACCGGGUUCUCCAGACGAGGACCAUGAACUGGUUCAUGUCAGGCGUUCAGCCUCACCUUCACAGAGCACGACUGAAAAUGAAAGCACAGACAAUAAAACCCAACAGCAGAGCCGAAGGGCUUAUAAAUUCACCAAGCAAGCUUUUACCAAAGGAAAAUCACAUAUGGUGGUGUGUAGCUUGUGCAAACGAGAUGGACAUCGGAAGAAAGACUGUCCAGAGGAUUUCACAAAGAUGGAGCUGGAUCCCCUUCCCCUGUUAACACCAGACUUUCUUCAUGUCCUUAACAGAGUCUGUGAACAAUGUUACAGUGAUUUUGUCCCAGAUGACCAGGAGACUGGUGUAAGAGAGCUCAUCCUUCAAGACCUGCAGAGCUUUGUGAGACGACAGUUUCCUGGGGCUCGGCUGCAACUGUUUGGCUCAUCCAAAAAUGGCUUUGGAUUCAGGCAGAGUGAUCUUGACAUCUGCAUGGUUCUGGAGGGAAAGGAAACCAUAGAUGAUUUUGAUUGCAUUAAUAUUAUUAAAGGCCUCGCAAGACAGCUGAAGAAACACCAAGGCCUUAAGAACAUCCUCCCCAUCACCACAGCUAAAGUACCCAUUGUUAAGUUUUACCAUAUUCGCACUGGGUUGGAGGGAGAUAUCAGCCUCUACAAUACACUGGCUCUUUAUAACACACGCCUGCUCGCAUCAUAUGCAGCCAUAGACAGAAGAGUGAAGAUCCUUUGUUAUGUUAUGAAGGUUUUUGCAAAGAUGUGCGAUAUUGGAGAUGCGUCGCGUGGAAGCCUCUCAUCCUACGCCUAUACUCUCAUGGUGCUUUUCUUCCUUCAGCAGAGAAACCCACCUGUCAUCCCAGUGCUCCAAGAGAUUUAUGAUGGAAAAACAAAGCCAGAAGUGCUCGUUGAUGGUUGGAAUGUGUUUUUCUUUGAGGAUUUAAAAUCACUGCCCCUUUACUGGCCACAUUGUGGAAAAAACACUGAGACUGUGGGGGAGCUCUGGCUCGGCCUGCUCCGCUUCUACACAGAGGAGUUUGACUUCAGAGAGCAUGUCGUUUGUAUCCGACAGCACGCCCGUCUCACCACGUUCAACAAGCAGUGGACCUCGAAGUACAUUGUCAUUGAAGAUCCAUUUGACCUGAAUCAUAAUUUGGGUGCCGGUCUGUCCAGGAGAAUGACAAACUUUAUCAUGAAGGCAUUCAUCAAUGGAAGAAGAGUGUUUGGCACACCUGUGAGAGUGUUUCCACCAAUUUAUCCCACUGAAAUGGAGUAUUUUUUUGACCCAGAGGUUCUGACCGAGGGAAAAGUAGCACCCAACGAUCGCUGCUGCCGGGUCUGUGGCAAGAUUGGACACUUUUUAAAAGACUGUCCCAUGCGCACCAAACCGAAAAAACGACGGGAAUCAGAGCACUUUCAGGAUUCCACAGAGGAACUCGUGGAUCCAGUCAGAUACAAGAAGGAACACUGGAAGAAAAGAGAUGCACUGGAGAUGCGCUGCUGCUUCCUGUGUGGAUCAAGCUCCCACAUCAAGAAGGACUGUCACCUUUACAGAAGUCCUGCAGGUAAUGUGAAAAUGGAAAACCUAACCCCCCCCUCGUCAGGCCACCUUAAGAAUAGGAGAGAAAAGGUGAAUCAGGGCUUAUCUGCACAAGAAGAAAGGAGGAGAAAGCAACAGAAUGUAAUUCUUAGUCCACAAGCAGGUAGUUUAGCUCGUCAAAACUUAAGCCGCUUUGGUCCCAAGAAAAGCCCAGAAGAGUGACAGUGCCCACUGGAUUCUCAGAACGAAGGAUUUCUGUUGUCUCCACAGACUACAACCCUUAUUUAGGGAAUACUCCCUGAAUCUGGAUGAUAUUAUUGGGUUGUUGGUUGCCCAUUAAAAAGCCAAAGCCUGGACAUUGAGACUUGAAGCCAAAAAGGGCCUUUUUAUGUGUGUGUUUCCUCUUUAGAGGUGCUUUUAAAACUUUUAUUUCUUACCAAGAGAAGCCAUUAUACCUGUCCAGUGUCUUUGUUUUCAUUCUGUUAAUUUUUUUUUUAUUCUUUGCAAACCAAUUCAGUAAUGGCAAUUUCAAAUCUGCCUCCCGUAAUCCUCAAAGAUUUAGUGUUAAAAAAUACUAGGAUAUUAUGUGCAGAGGUUUUCUGCUAAAAUGAAAACGAAGAAGAUUGGCAUUGUUUUUUUAAUGCCUUAACUCAGUUGUUUAUACAAACACCAUCUCAAUGUAAAAUCACUAUAUUAUAAAAUGUUGCUCUGGUCUGCUAGAGAUUCAUAUUUUUAUUGGCGUUUAAUAAUAACUUGAUGAAGAUUUUAAUGGCAAUGUUUAGUUGUAUGGGGUUCUUUUAUUUUCUUACCUUAUAUUUUAAAUUCUGCCUCAUUUUUGUGCUUCAAUGAGGCCUAUUUUUUUCUGUAUAAAUCCCCUAGAAUGAUUAAUCAAGUUGGGUUGGGAAAAAAAAUUAAAGGAUUUGCUGUGAGAGCUACGCCGUCGCUUAUAUGCCUGCAUGCGAAGACAGAGGCUAAUCUUCCAACACUGUUUCUUCACUCAUGACUGGAAAUGGAAUAACGUUGCUGAGGGAAAAAGUUUCAGACCGGCAUGGGUCUGAAUUUCAGGCCCUUUUAUAUGGAUACCACAGAUUUGGUAGCUGCACUGUGAGGGUCCAAGCCCUUCAAUUUGUUUUGCUGCUUGUUCAUUUUUCCCUGCCAACAGUUAAUUAUUAAAUACAAAAAAUGCCAUUUUUAUUUUUGCAUUUUUCUAAAACAAAGCUUUUGUUUUCAUGAGUUUUAUUGUUUGAGUUUAUUUUAAUACCAGCCUUUUUAUAAUUGUUUUGAUGCACUGAAAUUAUCAAAGCAUUUCAUGUGUAAUUAAGGAGUCCUGAUAUAGGAAGGAAAGGCUGGUUAACACUCGAUUUUGUCUGGGGAAAGAAAAUAAAACAUAAUUUUACAA